AUGGUGCUCCUGGCAGGCAGACAUGACCAGCUGGGCACCAGCACCAGCCGGCCGCCGAUGGUGGACAGCAGGUCCCCUGACAGGACUGUAGAACAAUUGGGGUCCUGCAGCGAAGGGGGGGGUCACGUCUGGCCGCUUUCCCUGAGCACGAGUUCAGCGUUCACGUUGCAGCACGGGCUGGUGCUCAGUCCACUGAGCUGCACCUGCCAAGGCUGGUGUUUAACUUUGAAGAGCUGCCAGACUGUCAGUGGCCAGAAGAUCCAGAGCCAGGAUGAAGCCUUAGCGGUGAUGGACGUGUUACAUUCAAUGGGCCCAGAAACUGUGGUCAUCACCAGCUCCAACCUGCCCUCCCCAAGGGGCAGUGACUACCUGAUCGCGCUGGGAAGCCAGAGGAUCAAUGAGUCCCUUGCCCGGCACACUGACGGCUCCGUGGUGACCACACGCAUCUCCUUCGACAUUCAGAAGGUAGAUGCCUACUUCAUGGGGACCAGGGACCUCUUUGCUGCCAUGCUCCUGGCAUGGAUACACAAGCACCCCAACAACCUCAAGGUGGCCUGUGAGAAGACGGUGUCGGCCAUGCACCAUGUUCUGCAGCGGACCAUCACAUGUGCUCAAGCCCAGGCUGGGGAAGGACAGAAGCCCAGCCCAGCCCAGCUGGAGCUGAGAAUGGUCCAGAGCAAAAGGGACAUCGAGAACCCAGAGAUCGUUGUCCAGGCCACGGUGCUGUGAGGGCCGCACGUUCCAGCCACCUGACCCACAGUGUGUUGGCGUGUCCGUCUUCAUCCCGUGAAAAAUGUGACGUCUGCCUUAGA
Molecule: messenger RNA, 812 nt
Organism: Artibeus jamaicensis (Jamaican fruit-eating bat)
Lineage: Eukaryota; Metazoa; Chordata; Mammalia; Chiroptera; Phyllostomidae
Product: pyridoxal kinase-like
Exons: 7
Coding region: 1-729 (242 amino acids)
Biological process (GO): pyridoxal 5'-phosphate salvage
Cellular component (GO): cytosol
Molecular function (GO): pyridoxal kinase activity
Source: RefSeq, a predicted model, not a curated record